Messenger RNA from Helianthus annuus (common sunflower), 1974 nucleotides. Its product is annotated as probable 26S proteasome subunit rpt4. Gene Ontology annotation, molecular function: ATP binding; proteasome-activating activity; ATP hydrolysis activity. The coding region runs from base 89 to 1843 and encodes 584 amino acids. Gene Ontology annotation, biological process: proteasome-mediated ubiquitin-dependent protein catabolic process. Lineage: Eukaryota; Viridiplantae; Streptophyta; Magnoliopsida; Asterales; Asteraceae. Gene Ontology annotation, cellular component: proteasome regulatory particle, base subcomplex. The record is from RefSeq and is a predicted model, not a curated record. The transcript is spliced from 14 exons.
GUUGCAGGUGGUUCAUGGUUGCGCGCCAUUGUUCCUCAACGACAAGACCGAAUAGCACUCCAAUUUACAACGAGAUCGGCAACUUUUCAUGGCGUCAAUCCGUCAUCUUGCUAGAACAAUUCAGUCCUGCCGUACAAUCUCAUUUCGCAAAACCCUAACCCCUUCGAUUCCGCCUCUGCGCCACCUCUCUUACUGUACUUUCAAGCACAACGGCCACCCUUACAAUGAUAAGGCCUGGGGCUCAACAAAUGCUCAUGGAUUAAAUAUUCUCCCUGCUAUGCUAGCAGGGUUGCUUGGAUUUGGUCUAGUAGAUGUGGCCUAUGCGGAUGCACCUGAGGCUGAGGCUAAAACACCUUUGCCACCUAAAGCACCUUCAACGCACGUUGAUAUGGAGGCUAUUGCCAAAAAAGAAAGAGUUCGAUUAGAAAAUUUGCUUAAAAGCAAAGGGAUGUUGUAUGGUUCUUAUCCCCGGUUUACAGUUGCUGUGAAGGGCCAAAAGGUUACAAUUAAGUUCCAAGUUCCUCCUACAUGUGAAAUUGCACUUUUGAUUUCAAACAUUGUUGCACAUCUUGGUGUCAAAGUUGAGGAGCGAGCAACAGGUGCGGAUAUGAAUUUACGCGCUUGGGAUAGUGGUGUUGCGUGGCAGUUAACGCUCAACCGUCCCGUGGUCCAGAAGGAAGGCGUCAAGGAUGAUAACGAUUCUGAUGCAAAUCCAGAUGACGGAGAUCUUUGCGUUCUGAUAUUCCGAUCGCUCAUUAGUUCUGAUAAAGCAGAAAUGGAGUUCAUGAAGCAAGGGAGCUUUACUGCUGACGAGCUUGAUGCUUUGGUAUCCGUGUUAAAGUUGGCAGGAGGGGGACCAAAUAGGGUUUCGGACCGGAGAGGCGAUACCGCGCGUAACCCAUCGAUGGAUAAAUCGGUCGCUAGUCUCGAGGGCAUGGGGGUGAAGAUCUAUGGGCUUAAGGAGCCGAAAUUAGAGGACUCGAAGUCCGAGAUUUCAUGGGAAAACAUUGCGGGAUAUAAUCAGCAGAAAAGAGAUAUAGAAGACACGAUACUGCUAGCUUUGCAGAGUCCUGAGGUUUAUGAUGAAAUUGCUCAUGGGACCCGGUGCAAGUUUGAGACAAAUAGACCUCGAGCGGUACUGUUCGAAGGUCCACCAGGUACCGGGAAGACAUCCUGUGCUCGUGUUAUAGCUAAUCAAGCGGGUGCCCCAUUGUUAUACGUGCCAUUGGAGGUGAUCAUGUCAAAAUAUUUUGGCGAAAGUGAAAGGUUAUUGGGAAAAGUGUUUACGCUUGCUAAUGAAAUUCCCAAUGGUGCAAUCAUAUUCCUCGAUGAGGUUGAUUCCUUUGCUACUUCUCGUGAUAGUGAAACUCAUGAAGCUACUCGUAGAAUCUUGUCGGUCAUAUUACGUCAGAUUGAUGGGUUCGAGCAGGACAAAAAAGUAGUCGUGAUAGCUGCAACCAAUAGAAAACAAGAUCUUGAUCCUGCUUUACUAAGUCGGUUUGACUCCAUGAUAACUUUUGGCCUACCUGAUCAACACACUCGUCAGGAGAUAGCAGCUCAAUAUGCAAAACACUUAACAAAGACCGAGUUGGUUGAAUUUGCUGCAGCUACUGAAGAAAUGUCUGGACGAGAUAUUCGAGAUGUGUGUCAACAAGCAGAGAGGCGUUGGGCGUCAAAGGUUAUACGAGGUCAAGUACAGAAAGAUGAAGAUGGUGCUUCUCUUCCACCACUCCAAGAGUACAUCGAGAGCGCUUUAGAACGACAUAAGGUUCUACUUGCCGCAUCUGCAACCCCGAAACGCGAACGCGACCAUAGCUCUCCCCCCAAGUAUGCCUUCCUCUAAGAACAAUUUUAUCUUAAACCGACAGACUGGCUAUAUAUGUAAAUAAUGUUGGAUAUCUGGAUAAGAUAUAGGUUUUUAUCGAUUAAUAUUUGGUUACAAGAAGAAAUAUGGCAUACAUGAAAUUUAACGCA